Messenger RNA from Aureobasidium vineae, 651 nucleotides. NCBI's taxonomy places the organism in Eukaryota, Fungi, Ascomycota, Dothideomycetes, Dothideales, Saccotheciaceae. The record is from the annotation of a GenBank genome assembly.
CCUACCCACGUCUUCAACGCCCUCAAACGCUUCACCUCCUGUGAUGUCGGCGACGCCCUCGUAAAACUGAACGUCAGAUACGGCGGCUACCUCCAUGGCCUCAAGAUGUUCUCUCCCCACCAACAAGCCGGCACCACAAAACUCUUUGGCCCAGCCUAUACAGUGCAAAUGGUUGAUGCUGCCGACACUUCGUCUCCCAAGCCUUCUGGCCAUUUCGUCGAUGGAGUUACGGAAGGAAGUGUGGUGUUUAUCUCACAGCCCCAGGGGUUUUACUCUGCUUGUUGGGGUGGCUUGAUGUCCACGCGAGCAAAGUAUCUAGGUGCCCAAGGUGUGGUUGUAGAUGGCAAUUUUAGGGAUUUGAAUGAGCAUAGGGAGAUGCAAUUUCCAGUUCCUUUGGGAUCCAAUACUUUUACUAGAGCGAGUGGGCUCAAUGUGCCUGUGCAGUUUACGAGUGAUGAGCAACAAAGGCCAUUAACCAUCAAUCCUGGAGACUUGAUCCUGGCUGAUCUGGAUGGCGUGGUUGUUGUCCCAGUCGAGCAUGCCGAGCAGUGCUUGCAGAUUUGCGAAGAAAGAUUUGAGAUUGAUGAGAAAACGAUGGCUGCACUACAAGCUGGAGAACCUAUGGGUACGACUCUUGCUCGUUUGAGAAAG